Molecule: messenger RNA, 561 nt
Organism: Biomphalaria glabrata
Lineage: Eukaryota; Metazoa; Mollusca; Gastropoda; Planorbidae
Exons: 1
Coding region: 1-561 (186 amino acids)
Source: RefSeq, a predicted model, not a curated record
AUGACUUAUCAGAGACGUUAUGAAUACAAGACUUAUCAGAGACUUUAUGAAUACAAGACUUAUCAGAGACGUUAUGAAUACAUGACUUAUCAGAGACGUUAUGAAUACAAGACUUAUCAGAGACGUUAUGAAUACAAGACUGAUCAGAGACUUUAUGAAUACAAGACUUAUCAGAGACUUUAUGAAUACAUGACUUAUCAGAGACGUUAUGAAUACAUGACUUAUCAGAGACGUUAUGAAUACAAGACUUAUCAGAGACGUUAUGAAUACAAGACUUAUCAGAGACUUUAUGAAUAUAUGACUUAUCAGAGACGUAUUGAAUACAUGACUUAUCAGAGACUUUAUGAAUACAAGACUUAUCAGAGACGUUAUGAAUACAAGACUUAUCAGAGACGUUAUGAAUACAAGACUUAUCAGAGACUUUAUGAAUACAUGACUUAUCAGAGACGUUAUGAAUACAAGACUUAUCAGAGACUUUAUGAAUACAAGACUUAUCAGAGACGUUAUGAAUACAAGACUUAUCAGAGACGUUAUGAAUACAAGACUUAUCAGAGACUGUAG